AUGGAAUAUCUACAAAGAGUAAACGAGCCGUCACAAAACACAGCCAAAGCCGACAAGAUCCCCCGGCGAACCGAGCCGAGAAAGGUGGCCUACACGAUGCAAGAGUCUGGAAACCCGACUCCGAUUGCCACUUGCGGGCUCUUCGUAGCCUUUGGAACUCUGGCUUGCCAGCUUCUCUUCGCACGGGAUACAAUCACCAUCGACUCAGCAGCCGUGCCGGCUCACCUCUUCUUUGGAGGGUUUAUGAUUACCUUGGGGGGCGCACUCGAGCUCUGCCUCGGCCAUUAUAUCUCGGCGAUGGCCUUGGUUGCCUUGGGCCUCUUCUGCUUCCCCUUCAACAAGACUCUAUUGCCGGCCCUCUCGACUGCUACACAAGGCAUGGUGACCGACGAUGUAGUUCCUCUGACCAUGGAGAUCAGCACUCGAUUUGAAGCUUCGGCUCUCAUCUUGGGCAUGAUCCUCCUCGUAUACCUCGUAUCCUCCUUCCGAACAAACGUCGUUCUCGUCUUGACGAUCUUCUCCCUCGACCUCGGUAUCGUUCUAGCUACAAGUGCAUACUGGCUAUAUGGUGGUCAUACUGCUGGCGGAUCGGAAGUUGGCAAGAAGAUGCUGUUGGAGGCUGGAGUCUGCUUUAUUGUCGCGUCCGCGUGCAGCUGCUGGAUUCUGUUCUCGACCCUGCUGGAAGCGGUGGACUUUCCUCUGUCUUUGCCUGUUGGGAAUCUUGGUGGAAAGAAGAUUUACUUAAAGACCAACAUUUCUUAG
This is a messenger RNA of Fusarium keratoplasticum, 762 nucleotides long. RefSeq lists its product as uncharacterized. Gene Ontology annotation, cellular component: plasma membrane. Gene Ontology annotation, molecular function: acetate transmembrane transporter activity. Bases 1 to 762 code for a protein of 253 amino acids. The record is from RefSeq and is a predicted model, not a curated record. The transcript has 5 exons. NCBI's taxonomy places the organism in Eukaryota, Fungi, Ascomycota, Sordariomycetes, Hypocreales, Nectriaceae.